AUGAAGAGUUUAGUUUUCAUUUGCGCUAUCCUAGUACAAUGCUGCUGGAGUUAUGAUCCUUAUAACUCUGCUGGUGCAGGCGCCUUUACUUACGAAGAUUCAACAGGACAUAGGUACGAAUGCGUUUACAAGCCAAAAUACAACCAUAAUUACGAGCCUCCAGAAAUCAAAAGAUUUAACGAAGUUAACCCCGUUGAGCAAUAUUGGCCGGGUGUAAUUGCUAACAUUGAAAACCAACAACGCGCAGUGUUCGAAGCCGCACAAAACUCGUACGGUCCUUUUAACGAAUUUCCUUACAUUCCAACUUUCGACUUUAGGUACCCACAACACAAUCAUUUCAAUUAUUUUGGAUCCAGAAACCGCAAACCAUUUGAUAUGUCGGGACAAAAUACGCCCUACGAUGCCUUUGCAUAUGGAGCCGUCGGACCCGGAUUUAAGCAGCAGGAAGCCGCCAUAAAUCCCUCGAACCCGCAAUCACCGAACGUAAGGAAAUUUAGCCAAAAUCCGGGUAGCAGAAACGGCGCGGACAAUCAUUUCUACAGUGUCUCCAGUUCAGCGGUUUCCUCAUCUGUAGACAAAAAUGGUGAAUUACAAAGCCAACGAGCCGCCGAGACGAUUGUCAAUGACAAUGGAAAAGUUACCAAAUAUAGCGUACAUAGUUAA
Messenger RNA from Parnassius mnemosyne (clouded apollo), 663 nucleotides. NCBI's taxonomy places the organism in Eukaryota, Metazoa, Arthropoda, Insecta, Lepidoptera, Papilionidae. The record is from the annotation of a GenBank genome assembly.